CGGGCAGCGGAGCGGGGCCGUGGCCAUGGGCGGCCGCCGCCGCUGGCUCCCGGCGCUGCCGCUGCUGCUGCUGCUGCUGCUGCCGCUGCCGCCGCCCGGGCUGCCCCGCCGCCCCUCGGGCUGCGCCGCCCGCGGGCUCUGCUGCCCCGGCCGCGACCGCGGCUGCCUGAGCGCCGGCCGGCGGCCCGACGGCUCCUCCGGGCCCUGCUACUGCGACCAGGCGUGCGCCCGCACCCUCGACUGCUGCCACGACUACGCCCAGGCGUGCCCAGUCAUCCCCUGUGUGGUAUCGCAGUGGAGUGCCUGGAGUGGCUGUGCAGAGCCUUGCAAGACAACCUAUCGCGUCCGGACGAGGCACAUCGUCCAGGAGCCCAGGAACGGGGGAGAAGCGUGUCCUGCUCUGGAGCAGAGGGCUGGCUGUGUAGAGUACUGGACUCGGCAGGGAGCAGAGUGCCAACAGUCCCUGAUCCCAGCAUUAAUAACCACGGGAGGAUUUGGAAAAGCGAGGAAGAAAAGAGCUGCAGCUGGUGGCAGUGAAAGGGCAGGGUGUGCGCUGCCCUGCAGCCCCGCGCAGGCCUGCCCGGUGUUUGAGCUGACCUGGCCGCUGGUUGCAGGUACUGCGUGGAGUUCCAGCUGGUGGCCCUGGCGCCGGGCUGCCUGCAGCGCCAGCCGCCGCACGGGCGCUGGAUGCGCGCGCUCCGGGAGGGACGCACGGUCUGCGUGGAGUGCCAGCACCCAGCCCUGCUCCCGGCCACGCAGCACUGCCACGGGGACGGCGCCGGCAGCCAGCUGAAUCAGCUGCUGCGCUGGCAGGCAGUGGGGAACCAUCGAUGCAAGGGAACCUGGAGGAGAAUUCGCCGGCUGGACACUUGUUCCUGCCCUUCUGUUCACAGCUUCUUGUUCAUCUGACUCCUCCUGGCAGUCCCAGCGAGCCCCCGUGUGCGGCAGCAGCAGGAGCCCCAGCCCGAGCAGUGGCUGCUCCGUGUCAGAGCCUUUGCUUUCCCUGCCUGUCCAGAGGCCGCUGGCUGGACAGGGGCACCUGGAAUCCUCUCUCUGUGUGUUCCUCAGUUUCCAAGGAAAUCAGGCUGGGAAGUGCCAAUCUCUUUUUUCCCUGAGAGAAUCUUGUCUGACCUUGAUGACUUCUUGCAAUUCCUCCUUUCUUGAAAGGAAUGAGAAUUUACCAAAUAACAAAUCAAACAAAAAAGGCAAUAAGAAGCCAGGUUUAAUUGUUCUUUUUUUAAAGUCUUAAUGAAGAAUCAACAAUGCAAAAUAAAUUAAUCCAAGUGCCUUCUUUUUGUGGCAACAGCA
Motacilla alba alba is the source of this 1308-nucleotide messenger RNA. Its product is annotated as somatomedin-B and thrombospondin type-1 domain-containing protein-like. The coding region runs from base 26 to 793 and encodes 255 amino acids. The record is from RefSeq and is a predicted model, not a curated record. Lineage: Eukaryota; Metazoa; Chordata; Aves; Passeriformes; Motacillidae. The transcript is spliced from 5 exons.